AGUAUCAAUUCUAAGACAGAAGAGAAUUGAAGAAAAACCAGACAAUUGGAGUUGACUUGCUCAGGAUUAUCCAGCUAGGAAGUGUCUGAGGCCAGAACUGAACUUAAGACUUCCUAGUGUCAGGCCUGGUUCUCUAUCUACUGUGCUACCUAGUUGCCCCUACUGCUAUACUUAAAAAACAAAACCAAAUCCUUACCUACUGUCUUAGAAUAGAAACAGAGUAUUGGUUCCAAGGCAGAAGAGUGGUAAGGGCUAGACAAUUGGGGUUAAGUGGCUUGCCCAGGGUUACACAGCCAGGAAAUGUCUGAAGCCAAAUUUGAACUCAGGACCUCCCAUCUUCAGGCCUGGUUCUCAAUCUACUGAGUCACCUAGCUGCCACUACUGGCUAAUCUUUCAAGGGGAAAAGGAUAGGCAAGUCUGGUUCCUGCCUAGAGAGUAUCAGGAAGCCAAUGAGGGUUUCAUGUGAUGGUCAGUAAAGUCCUAUUGGAACUGAAUCCCCUACCCCAUCUCAGCCACCAUGGACUGUCUGCCAAAUUCAGACUUUAACAGGUAGGGAGCACUUCUAAGAUCAUGGAAACAACCUCAGGAGUGAGUGGCUCAGGGCCAGCUCCUCCAAAAGACAGUUGCAGUAGCUGCGCUGUAGGAGAGCCUCUAGGAGUUACCUGGAGGAGUGCAUCUUCUAGGAUUUUUGGUUCCAACCUUAUUACUUAUAUUCUCAUUACCCAGAAGAUGGAGGAAACUUGUAAAAUUUGAUCAGAGGACCAAACUAGGACCAUUGGAGAAAAUUCAAAGGCAAAUAUGUUAGUUUUUAACCAGGAGUCACCUGAAAAUGGAAAAUGGCCCAAGAGCUUCCCAUCAAUGGAAAUCUCGGUCAUUGAUCCUUGGUCAAUUAAUAAACCUUUCAUUAAAGCUGGAAGGGGCUCUAUAGAUCCUUUAUCUAAUGCACCUUCCCAUAUUACAGGUGAAGGACCUAAGGUUCAGAGGGGGUUCCAAGAGAGACUAGGUGAGUCUGAGAUGAGGGCUUAUAGUUUGGGAUUACUGGAUAGAAUGGGAGGUUGGAUCAAUCACCUAUUCUGCCUUUCUGGGAAGCUUCCCCUCCCCCAAACCCAGUCAGGACAUAGGCUCCAGGCCCUAAGAGUUCUGAGGGAGCCUUAAUAUUCAUCUAAAGGCUUAAAGACCUCCAGAGAUGGGGUCUUACCUUAUGAAACCUGUUCAAUGUUGAGACCGUUCUCAUUAGAACUCAUCUAAUACCUGCCCUCUGCCCCUCUUGUCUUUGCUCCCUAUUUCAGGACUUCAAAACAGCUGUUGUUGGUGGGGGUCUCUGGUUCCUUGAGGUUGACAUCUUGGGAGAUCUGACUCUGUUGGAGUUUCUUUUUCCCCUCAACCCAAAUCUUUAUUCAUUUAUUUAUAUUUUUAAAUAUUUUCCUGUGGUUACAUGAUUCAUGUUCUCUCCCUCCCCAUUUCCCUCCCCCCUCCCAGAGCUGCUAAGCAAUUCCCCUGGGUUAUACAUGCAUUAUCACUCAAUACCUGCGUCCAUAUUAGUCAUUUCGGUAAUAGAGUCAUCUUUGAAAACCCAAACCCCCCACCCUAUCCCCAGAUAAACAAGGGAUAAAUCAUAUGUUUUCUUCUGCGUUUCUGCUCCACAGUUCUUUCUCUAGAUACGAUAGCAUUCUUUUUCCAAAGUCCUUCGGCAUUGUCUUCUAUCUUGUGCUUCUCCUUGCUAAGGAUGGAUGAGGAUAUGGGGAGGAUUUAUGAGAACCAGACCCAGAAAAUUAGAGCAGGCUCUGCUCCCCAUGGAAGAAAGAGACCACCAGAGGGCAGCCUUCACCAUGCCUACCUGCACAGCUGGGAAUUGGCUGCUGGGGAGUUUGGGGGAAUGGGGGAAGCUGGGAGGCUUGGGAUAGCCCUGUUCCCACGGCCUCUGGGGCUCCUCACCUGAGUGUGAGAUGGGGGAGGGAAGGGAUCAGGCCCAGUCGCCCAAGAUCCCAUCCAGGCUUCAGCCUACCUCCAGGACCUUCUGCCUCUCUGGCUACAACCCACUGGCCCGAUGGAGUUCUGGCUGGCGUGCCCAGGGUGUCACCAGUAGUAAGUAGCAGAGCCCAGAUCUGGGCUCCCCCAAAUCUGGGGCUCUUUCCAUUAUGCCUACCUUACUGUCUUCAAGCCUUUCAUCCAGGCUCCCGCUCUCCUAUGGCUUCAGACCACACACCUAGCUGGCCUGGGGCUGGGAAUACAGCCCGAGGAGGAGGAGGGAGUUGAAAGAACUCUGUGGGGAAUGAGGCAUGGGAGUGGGCCCAAGCAAAUUUGUUCUUCUUCCCUCCUGUGGGGUUUCCCAUGGAGAGAGGUCUAUUUAGAGUGAGUUUCCAGCUCACCCCAGACCCCACACAACAGAAACUCGUAGACAGCAGGGUCAGUCGCUUUGACCCCUGAGCCCUGGUCCCGGCUGGAGUGACAGCAGCAGCAUCUUCGCACAGAAACCCGGAGGGCCUGGUCAUUGAGAAGAUGCUGGUUAGACAACUCACAGCUUUCCUCAGCCUGAUGAGCGGGGUCUGGUCCAGCCCCCCAUCCUCCAAGACGACAGCUCCAAUGCUCAGGCCUUUGCCUUCCCCGGUUUCCCAAGGAUCCAGCAUUUACUUCCCCCCUCCGGGGGUGGGCUCCGGAGAUGGGCCAGAGAUGCUGGCGGGAGAUGCUCAGAUCUCUGCUUCACCCACCCCUAUCUCCCACAGCUGGGAGACUUUCCUGGGUUUGCAAAUGGGAGGAGAUUCGGGGGAACUUGGCGAGCCUGGCAAGCAGGAGCUUCAAGGUGCUUCAAGACUGAAUCUCCAGAGGGAGAUGCCACUGGAAGAAGAAGAGAUGCCUGCCAUGUCCCUGCCCCUCCGUGCCCAGGAUGUGGCUGGGGAGACAUGCAAGACUGUGCCCUUCACCCAGGUGGUCUCCCGGCCUGGCUGUACCUCCAUCCGCCUCCAGAACAAGUUCUGCUUCGGCCGCUGCAGCUCCUUUUACAUUCCCAGCGCAGGCCUCACCAAGUCCCACCUCUGCAACAGCUGCCUGCCCUCCCGCCAGCGCCGAGUGUCCGUGGUCCUCUGGUGCCAGGUAGUUGGCAAACCCUCCACCCAUAGACGGCUGAAGGUGUCCACCUCACUCGUGGAGGCCUGUCAGUGCCACACACACAUGUGAACAGGAGUACAGCGAGAGGAAGGUGAUGCCCACUGGAUGCUCCCAUUGUCAGACAUGCUCCCCAGUGGGCCCCUGAAGGGCUUCUCUGGCCUAUGUUGACCUUCCUGGGCUUCCUUUUCUCCCAUCUUCCUUACGAUGGUCCCUGGCCUGAUACAAUCCAGACCAGUAGGCCCAAAGGUUCUAGAAGCCUUGGGCCUCCAGAGUUAUUUAUUAAGAGUUAAGUUGCCCUGUAAAAACAUAAAGGAUCUGCUUGCUCGAAA
This is a messenger RNA of Monodelphis domestica (gray short-tailed opossum), 3434 nucleotides long. It is a transcript of the gene DAND5, whose product is annotated as DAN domain BMP antagonist family member 5. The record is from RefSeq and is a predicted model, not a curated record. Lineage: Eukaryota; Metazoa; Chordata; Mammalia; Didelphimorphia; Didelphidae.